Messenger RNA from Perognathus longimembris pacificus (Pacific pocket mouse), 1323 nucleotides. Its product is annotated as probable small intestine urate exporter. Gene Ontology annotation, molecular function: transmembrane transporter activity. Gene Ontology annotation, biological process: transmembrane transport; monoatomic anion transport. Lineage: Eukaryota; Metazoa; Chordata; Mammalia; Rodentia; Heteromyidae. The record is from RefSeq and is a predicted model, not a curated record.
AUGAGCUUGAGUAUUGCUAUCACUGCUAUGGUAAACAAUACAGCCACCAGCAGCAACCCCAAUGCCUCCAUAGAAAAACCCCCCACAGACUACUACCAGGACUACUGGAAUGAAAGAGUAAAGGAAUUUAAGGCAGUGGCCCCUACAUAUGACUGGAGUCCAGAAAUCCAGGGGAUCAUUCUGAGCUCUCUCAGUUAUGGCUCUUUUUUGGCUCCAAUCCCUACUGGCUAUGUGGCUGGAAUAUUUGGAGCCAAGUAUGUUGUUGGUGCUGGCUUGUUCAUUUCCUCAGUUCUGACGCUCUUCCUUCCACUGGGGGCUGAUGCUGGAGUGGCUCCAUUUAUUGUUCUUAGGGUCAUGCAAGGUAUAGCCCAGGUUAUGGUAUCAACAGGUCAGUUUUCAAUUUGGGUCAAAUGGGCUUGCCCAACGGAAAUAAGUCAACUCACCACCAUUGCUGGAUCAGGAAUUUUAUUGGGGAACUCCAUUGUUCUCAUUGCUGGUGGUUUCCUCUGCCAGGCCAUAGGAUGGCCUUAUGUCUUCUAUAUCUUUGGUGGCAUUGGCUGUGCUUGUUGCCUUCUUUGGUUUUCUCUCGUUUAUAAUGAGCCCAGGAAUCAUCCCUUUAUCAGCUCUAGUGAGAAAAGCUACAUCUUGCGUGCAGUGGCUCAACAGGAUCACUUGCCAGACUGGUCUCUGCCCAUCAAAGAUAUGGUCAAAUCCCUACCGCUUUGGGCCAUUGUAGUCUCCUAUUUCUGUCUAUUCUGGCAGUUUUCUACUAUGAUGGCAUACACACCUACAUAUUACAACUCUGUAUUUCAAGUCAAUGUCAGAGAUAAUGGCAUCUUGUCAGCCUUACCAUCUAUUUCGAGCUAUUUCUGUGUUAUCCUUGGAGGUCUAUUGGCAGCUUUUCUUUCCUCUAGAAAAAUCCUCAGACCUAUUACCAUCAGGAAACUUUUCACUGCUAUAGGGGUUCUCUCUUCCACUGUGGUCCUCUUGAUUCUGCCUUGGACCAAAUCCAGCUUCAGUACCACUCUGGCCCUCUUUGUAUUGUGUUCUUCCUUCAGCAGCCUCUGUAAUUCAGGAGCCAUAUAUGAAGGGUGUUUUCAUGUAGAAAAAAGGAUCAGAGUCAAAUUUAGGAAUAAAGAAACCACACAAACUAAGCACAAACCACUAAUCUGCCUGUGUAUCAACCAUGUUGAGAAGUUCCUACAGGUCACCCCCUUGAAAGGUUCAAGGUCUAGCACAGGAUCAUACAAAUCAGUAGUACAGUUCAUUCAGGCUUUCAUAAGAGUGAACACAAUUCCAAGCAGCCCCAGAGAUAAAGCUUAA